Molecule: messenger RNA, 4018 nt
Organism: Arvicanthis niloticus (Nile rat)
Lineage: Eukaryota; Metazoa; Chordata; Mammalia; Rodentia; Muridae
Source: RefSeq, a predicted model, not a curated record
GUCUGGGACCUGCAGCUGCGCGCUCUCCGUGGGCUCUCGGGCUCGGAGCGGACCGCCGGCCUCCCGUGCGCCUUUGGAAGGUCAGAGUGGGCAGAAGCACAGCUCCGCGCCGGUGUGGUGACGCGUGGGCGGGGCCGGACCCAGAGGGCGUCACGCGAGGCUUUGUGAGCCGGGCCCACCCCGGGACGCACAGCGGGGAUGGGGGCUGCGGCCCGGGCCCCGGCGGCAUCUUGCUGGGAGCCCUUCUGCCAAAGAAGUUUCCAGAAGUCCUGUUGAGGGUAUUCCAGCUAGUACUGAAGGAGCCUUCGCCCACCCUUCACCUCCUACAGCUCUAGCCCGGGGAGCGGCGCUCAGAGAUGGAGAGACAGCCGGGAAAUGGAGAACCUGCUGAAAUUAAGAUCAUCAAGGAAGCAUACGAGAAGGCCUUUAUGUUUGUUAAUAAAGGACUGAACACGGACGAGUUGGGGCAGAAGGAAGAAGCAAAGAACUAUUACAAGCAAGGAAUAGGACACUUGCUUAGGGGCAUCAGCAUCUCCGCAGCAGAGCCAGGGCACACAGGCCCUGCAUGGGAGUCUGCCAGGCAGAUGCAACAGAAAAUGAAGGAAACGCUUCAGAACGUCCGCACCAGGCUAGAGAUCCUGGAGAAGGGCCUUGCCACUUCUCUACGGAAUGACCUUCAGGAUGUGCCCAAGUUAUACCCAGAGUUCCCUCCAAAAGACACGAGCAAGAAGUCCCCAGAGUCUGUUAGUUCAGACCCCCAGCACGCUGAAGUGGAUGGAAGCGCCUCAGCUGCAGUUGCCGGACCGAGCGCUGCGCCUUCUGCUCUGCCCUUAUCAUCAUCCAGCUGCCCCGCUGAAGCGCCACCAGCCUACACCCCACAGGCCGCUGAGGGCCACUACACUGUUUCCUAUGGAACAGAUUCUGGGGAGUUUUCAUCUGUGGGAGAAGACUUCUAUAGGAACCGUUCCCAACCGCCCCCACUUGAGACCUUGGGGCUUGAUGCAGAUGAGCUGAUCUUGAUACCAAACGGAGUGCAGAUCUUUUUUGUAAACCCGGCGGGAGAGGUUAGUGCUCCCUCAUACCCCGGGUACCUGCGGAUUGUGAGGUUCUUGGAUAAUUCUCUGGAUACAGUUCUGAACCGCCCUCCUGGAUUUCUCCAGGUGUGUGACUGGUUAUACCCUCUAGUUCCUGAUAGGUCACCCGUUCUGAAGUGCACUGUGGGAGCCUACAUGUUUCCAGACACCAUGCUACAAGCUGCUGGGUGCUUCGUAGGGGUUGUUCUUUCAUCUGAGCUCCCAGAAGAUGACAGAGAGCUGUUUGAAGAUCUGUUGAGACAGAUGUCUGACCUUCGGCUCCAGGCCAAUUGGAGUAGAGAAGACGAAGAUGAAUUCCAAAUCCCUGGGAGAGCAAGUCGCCCCUCGGAACCACCAAAGGAAGCUUCUGGCACCGAUGUCAGGCGGUCAAGUUCUUCAGAUUCUUCAAUAGACCAAGGCAGCAAGGAUGCCCGCCAUAAAGGAAAGCGUGGGAAAAAGACCAAAGAUUCUUCAAGUGAAGAAGUUAAUCUGAGCCAGAUUGUGCCCUGUGAGCCGAGUUCAGAAGAAAAGUCGAAAGAACUGCCUGAAUGGAGUGAGAAAGUGGCCCACAACAUUCUGUCAGGUGCUUCCUGGGUGAGCUGGGGUUUAGUCAAAGGUGCUGAAUUUACUGGCAAAGCAAUUCAAAAGGGUGCUUCUAAACUCAGAGAGCGCAUUCAGCCAGAGGAAAAGCCAGUGGAAGUGAGUCCAGCUGUCACCAGGGGUCUCUACAUAGCAAAGCAGGCAACUGGAGGAGCAGCUAAAGUCAGUCAGCUCCUGGUUGAUGGUGUCUGCACAGUAGCGAAUUGUGUUGGAAAAGAACUUGCUCCACAUGUCAAGAAGCAUGGAAGCAAACUCGUUCCAGAAUCUCUGAAGAGAGACAAAGACGGGAAGUCUGCCCUGGAUGGCGCCAUGGUUGUGGCAGCGAGUAGUGUUCAAGGAUUCUCAACUGUCUGGCAGGGAUUGGAAUGUGCAGCUAAAUGCAUCGUUAACAACGUGUCUGCAGAAACUGUCCAGACUGUCAGAUACAAGUAUGGCCACAACGCAGGAGAAGCUACACAUAAUGCAGUGGACUCAGCUAUCAAUGUUGGGGUCACUGCCUACAAUAUUGACAACAUCGGCAUCAAAGCCAUGGUGAAGAAAACUGCCAAGCAGACAGGACACACUCUCCUUGAGGACUAUCAGAUCAUUGAGAGCCCUCAGAGGGACAGUCAGGGCGGAGCAACAAGCACAGAAGGGAGAAGAGAUGUGGAAAAACAGACGGAGGAAGAGAAGCAAGGGGCAAAAAAGAAAGACAAAUAACAGGAGUCCUGGGAGUGACCUGUACCAAAGCCUUACCAGAUGGAGGGUGUGGAGUGGAUGUGGAUUCUCCACAGAAGAACAGCAUCUUCUGGCUGUUCGUUCCUACAAAAUGACUGUUGGAAGUUUGGGGCAUGUAUCCACUUACAAGGAAAAUAAUCAGUAUUCUUACAUCUGGCUUCUAGACAUAUGCAGUUUGUAGUCUCAGUAAGUUUAUUUUCCCUUAAAUGUGGCUAAAAUAUUUUUGCAGUUAAAAUAAAGCUUAUAAUAUAUGUGAUUUAAACCUAAUGUCAAUCUAUUUUUAUAUGUGCUAGCCUUCAGAAAGCAAAGUAGGAAACUGCACACGAUUUCACAGCCACCUGAGUUCUGGUUACACCAGAAAACGACUUAAUGUUGAUGCCUUCGUUUGCACUAAUUGUGGAUCUUUUGAGAUGCCCAACAGGAUUUUCAGCAUAUAAGCUAAUCAAAGCUGUGAUCUUAAAGUUCGUUCUCAGAUAAUGUUUUAGAAAUCUUCAUCAAACAGGGAAGAGCUUGGCCAUGAAAGUGCCUUGAAGCUCUGUAAUGUUUCUCUUAUUUGCUAGCUCUCCUGCCUACUAGGAAACCAAAAUGGCCUUGUUAUUUAAACUGAAGAAAAUGCUUCCUUAAGUCUUUAGGUUGAGGCUAGGAAAUUUUUUGAUAGAAUGAUUUUUAUUAAUUCUUUGAGAAUUUUGUACAUGCAUAAAUGUGUUUUGAUUGUAUCCCCCCACACUCCCCAGCUCCUCCCAGGUUCAUGCCUUACCCCUCCUCCCAACUUCAUGUUCUUUUGUGUGUUUUAAAUAAUCCAGUUUGUGCUGCCCAUUUGCUCAUGGGUGUGGGACCAUCCACUGGAGGUUGGUCACCUACCAUCUUGGGACCAUGCUCCUCAAGAAAAGUGACAUAUCACUCCCCAGAAGCCAUCAACUGUCAAUAGCUCCUCAGCUAGGCUGGGGCUUGUGAGACCCUGCCCACUGCAAUCUGGGGUGUUGACUGGUUUGAUCCUGUGGCGGUGGCCUUGGCUGCUGUGAGUGGAAGGGUCCUGUCGUAUCCAGAUGACGUCAGUUUAUCCAUGCCUCCUGGACUUCUGACUCUUACAGUCUGCCCCUCCUCUUCCUCCAUGUUCUGUGAGCUUCAUGGGAGGAGUGUGAUAUAGACUAGGAAAUUCUAAAGUAUGGUUGGUAUUCUAUUAAACUUUGAAUUGAUUGUUACUGGCAUUAAGAAAUCACUUUUCCAUAUUUGCUUCUGUAAAUUUUUCCUAAAUUUCUAGAACACAAACAUUGUACUUACUAAGUGUAAUAUAUCUCCAUGUAGUCAUUAGAAUUUAUACUAAAAGCCAGGAAGUGAUGGGAGGAUCCUCUCCAUGCCACCGUAAGGAAUAUGGAACCCUUUGGUGGGUAGUCCCCACUUUUGCAGAACACAAGACAGACAUUUGCCGAUUUUCUUUUGAGUUACAAAUAAUGUAAUUAAAUACUACAUGGUAUUUUAUUUCUAUUAAUUUUAAAAGGUUGAUGUUGGUUUUUAUAGUUUUGCCAUAUUGUAAUCAUUUCUGAACCUGUAGUUAACUAGCUUAUGGAUUUCAUUUGAAAUUGGUAAUGAAUAUGCUUUGAGAAUAAAAUGGUUUCUGAAUUGCUGGG